AUGGAGGGAGGGGGGUCUCCCCGCGAGGGGGGGCAGGGGGCUCCAUGUGCCCCCCCACUCCUGGAGCUGUGGCGCCAGGUGCCCCCCCCCAAGAAGCCGAAGAAAGCUGUGCUCUUCUUCGAGGUGGAGAUCCUGGACGCCCGGACGCGGGAGAAGCUCUGCUUCCUCGAUAAGGUGGAGCCUCACGCCACCAUCGCCGACAUCAAGAGUCUCUUCUCCAAGGCCCAUCCCCAGUGGUACCCGGCCAGACAGUCCCUGCGCCUGGACCCCAAGGGCCGCUCGCUGAAGGACGAGGACGUUCUGCAGACCCUGCCUGUGGGCACCACUGCCACCCUCUACUUCAGGGACCUGGGCGCCCAGAUCAGCUGGGUCACCGUGUUCCUGACCGAGUACGCGGGUCCCCUCCUCAUCUACCUGCUCUUCUACAACUGCACCUACUACUGGGGCUUCGCUGCCUGGAUGGCCUAUUACAUCAACCACCCGCUGUACACCCCCCCGGCCUACGGUGACGAGCAGGUGAAGGUGGCACUGGCCGUGUUCCUGUUCUGCCAGCUGGGGAACUUCUCCAUCCACGUGGCCUUGCGGAACCUGCGCCCUGCAGGCUCCAAGACCCGCAAGAUCCCGUACCCCACCCGGAACCCCUUCACCUGGCUCUUCCUGCUGGUCUCCUGCCCCAACUACACCUACGAGGUCGGGUCCUGGAUCGGCUUCACCAUCAUGACCCAGUGUCUGCCCGUGGCCCUGUUCUCCCUGGUGGGCUUCGUGCAGAUGGCGAUUUGGGCGCAGGGGAAGCACCGGAGUUACCUGCGCGAGUUCCGUGACUACCCCCCCCUGCGCUCCCCCAUCAUCCCCUUCCUGCUGUGA
Chaetura pelagica (chimney swift) is the source of this 864-nucleotide messenger RNA. RefSeq names its product very-long-chain enoyl-CoA reductase-like. The record is from RefSeq and is a predicted model, not a curated record. Gene Ontology annotation, molecular function: oxidoreductase activity, acting on the CH-CH group of donors. The transcript has 11 exons. Lineage: Eukaryota; Metazoa; Chordata; Aves; Apodiformes; Apodidae. Gene Ontology annotation, biological process: very long-chain fatty acid biosynthetic process. Bases 1 to 864 code for a protein of 287 amino acids.